AUGAACUUCGAAGAUCCUCGCCACCUCGCAGCCGCUGCUCAGAAAGUGAGGGCAGAAUACCUUAAAGGCGCCCACACCGCCUCAAUCUCCUCCCAGCAAGCCGCAAUCAACAGAGAUGAUCCUGUAAAAGGCCCCCUUUGGGUCAGCAAGUUCACAACCCCCAAACCGAUCAGGGACACCUCCCGAGACUUGCUUAUAUCCCUUAUUGACGAGGCAAAUGACAAGAACAUCUCCUACGAUCGUCCAGAUUCAACUCCUCUUUCUUUCGAGUGGACAGGUUUCCGCAGCAAUGUCAACAAAGACGCCCCUGAGCCGCCCCUAGGUGAGGACGAAAAGUUCGAAAAGCUCAAGGCGGAGACCAAAAGCCCUCUGGCAAUAUUCUACAUCUAUGGAGGUUCUUUUGUGUUAAACACUCCGUCCAACUAUCGGAAGACAGCAGGUUUGUUGGCUCAGUCCACCGGGUCUAAGGUGUUGAUGGUGCACCAGCGUCUGGCACCGCAGAACCCAUUUCCUGCUGCCUUACUGGAUGUGUUCCAGGCCUACCUCACUCUCCUGGCACCACCUCCAGGAUCCCCGCAUAAAGCCAUCCCGCCAUCUUCGAUAGUGUUGGCAGGAGAUAGUUCGGGUGCUUGUCUGGCCCUGAGUCUAGUACAGAUUCUACUGCGGCUGAUAAGGAAGAACGCGUCCGUAACAUUCCACGGACAGGACAUUCCGCUCGCCGUACCAGCUGGCGUGGCAGCGGUUAGUGCGGUGGCCGAUCUUACGAAUGCAUUCCCCUCCUUCGAUCGCAAUGCCUUCUGUGAUAUCUUUCCAGUGCCUAUUGAGAAACUUCCCUAUCUUCAGAAGAGCUUUCCUACCUGCCCCGCCUGGCCGACUAACCCACCCCGCGCCAACCUCUACUGUGAAGCAGGCAUGCUAGCACAUCCUCUAGCUAGCCCAGUUGCGUCAGAAGACUGGACAGGGUCGUGUCCGAUAUGGAUCGCAUCUGGCCAGGAGCAGAUAAUAGAUGCCUCCAAGCUCUUGAUACAGACAGUUCAUGCACAGGGGGUGUCUGCUACAUUGCAGGAGUACGAAGCCAUGCCGCACACAUUUUUCUUUUUCUUCCGGCAGGCGCCGCAGACUCGCAAGCUUUUUCAGGACUGGGCGAAAGCAAUUGUUGGUUUGGCGAAGGGAGAAAAGCCGCGUUCCAGCGCUUCGUUCAUCUGCGCGAAAGGGCUGGUCGCCAAGCCAAUGGAUGUGGAAAAUUUGGUGCCAUACACAGUGGCCGAGGCAAAGGAGUUUAUGUGGAAGAAGACCGUCGGUUACAAAGUGCCUGCGUUCCACAAAAGGAACCAAUCGACGUUGUAG
Molecule: messenger RNA, 1347 nt
Organism: Aspergillus tanneri
Lineage: Eukaryota; Fungi; Ascomycota; Eurotiomycetes; Eurotiales; Aspergillaceae
Exons: 2
Coding region: 1-1347 (448 amino acids)
Molecular function (GO): hydrolase activity
Source: RefSeq, a predicted model, not a curated record